Molecule: messenger RNA, 665 nt
Organism: Cucumis sativus (cucumber)
Lineage: Eukaryota; Viridiplantae; Streptophyta; Magnoliopsida; Cucurbitales; Cucurbitaceae
Product: dirigent protein 4
Exons: 1
Coding region: 1-576 (191 amino acids)
Source: RefSeq, a predicted model, not a curated record
AUGACAAGGAACAUGGAGAUUACCAAGCUAGCGAUGGGGGUUCUCGUCCUCUUCCUCUCCGCCAUAUCUGCGCGUUCCGAGUACUACUCCAAAACUGUCCCAAGGGUUCAGUUAAAGGAGAAGGUAACCAAUCUCCAUUUCUUCCUUUUCGACAUCCUGAGCGGGAAAAAACCCAGCGCCGUCGAAGUAGCGCAUGCAAACAUAACCAUAGGCGAGCAGUCAGCGACUCCAUUCGGCAGCGUCUACGCCGUCGACGACCCGCUCCGGGAAGGACCCGACCCGGAAUCAAAAGUAAUCGGAAACGCGCGUGGGCUGUACGUAUCGGCAAGCCAAGGCGCAGACUUGUGCUUGGCGAUGUAUAUUGAUUACGGAUUCACAACGGGGCCGUUCAACGGAAGCUCGAUCAGCGUGUUUUCGAGGAAUCCGGUGACGGAGCAGCGACGGGAGGUGGCGGUUGUGGGCGGGAGAGGGAAGUUUAAGAUGGCUAGAGGGUUUGCAAAGCUGAAGACGCAUUACUUGAAUGUCAGUAAUGGCGAUGCGAUUAUAGAGUAUAAUGUUACUGUGUUUCAUUACUAAAUUGGAGAAGAAAGGAGCAGUUGGAUUUUGAUUUGUGAUUUUGAGGAUAGUGACAUUUUUAAUAAAUUGGUUCAUCAUAUCAGCAUUAA